Leptopilina heterotoma is the source of this 2323-nucleotide messenger RNA. Its product is annotated as B-cell receptor-associated protein 31. Gene Ontology annotation, cellular component: endoplasmic reticulum; endoplasmic reticulum membrane. The transcript has 6 exons. The coding region runs from base 788 to 1492 and encodes 234 amino acids. Gene Ontology annotation, biological process: intracellular protein transport; endoplasmic reticulum to Golgi vesicle-mediated transport. The record is from RefSeq and is a predicted model, not a curated record. Lineage: Eukaryota; Metazoa; Arthropoda; Insecta; Hymenoptera; Figitidae.
CUUCACGAAACAUUUGUUAUUUAUAGUCGAAAACCUAAUUAAUAAGUUAAUAAAUAAAUUAAUCCGUUUUGCUAAAAUUUGGAUAAAUGAAUAUUUUUGUCUGCUUCAACUUUAUUGCGCCGAUCGGAUCAAGCCCCGUCAGUAAAAAUGUGUAACACGUCACUUAUAAUACACGCAGGAAAAGCAUUAGGAAGACUUAAAGGUUUAAAAGAAACAGGUUUGUUGAAUCAUCAAAGAAGGAGUCAAAACAUAAAAUCUCUGAUUUACUGUAAAUAAAAUUGGCAUCGUUAGCAAAGGAAGUUUCAUUAAAAGAAAUCUAAUUCUACAGUAUAUUCCUUCGAUGACAUGUGCGGUCAAUGGAAGACGAAGAUCGAAAGUAUAAUGAAAUUAUAAUGAUGAGACAAUUGCAACGAGACGAACGAGGCAAAUAUUGUUUGAAUCAAAAUUCACAAACUGAUACCAUCAGGGAUUCUGCUAAUCAGGAAUUGAUGUCUACCGCAAUACUGGGAACAAAGAAUAGAGCCGAGACUAAACAACAGACACUAAUUAGAGUGUGCUGAAAGAAAUUUGAAGACGGGAGAAGAAUUUAAAAUUAAGACAAAAGGAUUACAUUGGAUUACAGGUAGAAAUUUUUACGAUUGUUAGAGAAAAGACUAUUUCAUAAAUAGUUAAUGUUGCCGAAUUAGAAGAGGAAAUGGAAAUUCAUUGUUUACUCGAUAAAAUGAAGCGAUGAUUGUCAGUUGAUUUUGAUGAUUUCCAGUUGAAAAAUAAUAGAAGAUAAUCAAAAAUGAGUUUACAGUGGACGUUAAUUGCAUCUUUUCUUUACAUAGAAAUAUUCAUUGUUUUAUUGCUGGUUCUGCCAGUCGCUUCUCCCAGAAGAUGGCAGAAACUUUUCAGAUCACGAUUUCUUCAAAGCCUGAGCAAUCAAGCGUCAAUGUAUUUUCUCGUAUUGCUCGCAAUUUUAGUACUCUUUCUACUAGAUGCUAUUAGAGAAAUGCGAAAGUACUCGAAUAUGGAGGGCGGAGAACAUGCCCACGCUCAUUUGGAUGCAGAAAUGCAAGGCAACAUGAGAUUAUUUCGAGCUCAAAGGAAUUUCUAUAUAUCUGGAUUUGCACUAUUCUUAAGUUUAGUGAUUCGACGUCUGGUGUUAUUGAUUUCAACGCAAGCAUCGUUAUUGGCACAAAGUGAAGCAGCAAUGAGGCAAGCAGAAUCAGCAACGACAACGGCAAGAACUCUUUUGUCACAGAAAACAACUGGAGAAAGUGCCCAAAAUGAAUCAAAUGAAGCCUAUGACAAAGCAGUGUCAGAAUUGAAGACUCAAAUCAAGGAACUUGAGAUAAAAAACACUGAACUUGAAAGUGAAUUAACCAAGGAGAAGAAGGACAAGUCUGCAGUUAAAUCGCAGGCCGAUUCCCUCGCUAAAGAAUACGAUCGUCUAAAUGAAGAACAUUCAAAGUUACUUCAAACUGGUAGCGACAAAAAGAGCGAUUAAUUCACAUUUAUUCCUUCCAUUAUGUUAAUUUUGUUUUUUCUUUACACGGUUUGUACAAUUUUUAUCACAUUCUUACUUUUUGUUAUUUAAUUUAAUUUUCCUUCAUUCAUACUUGUGUUGGUAUCAUGUUAGUAUAUCACAAUUUUUAACAUUCGCAUAAAAGUAUUUAUUAUCAGUUGAUUUGCUUAAAACUGUGUCAAUUCUUUAAAUGGACAUUGAUUUGAAACAGAUUUUUUUCUUCGAAUUUUAUAUACACACAUUUAAAUAUAGUUGAGCCUAAAGAACUUAGCGUUACUUAUAAACUUGCGUGGGGUUUGAUAAAAACAAAAUAUAUCCAUUUAAUAUCAACAAUAAGACUUAAUAUAGACACUGGAAAUUUCCAUUCGUUAUAUUAUAAAUUUAUUAUAAAAUAUUGGGCAUUAUAUUGUUGUUUCAUGAAAAGCAAUUUUUUUUAUAUAAAAGAAAAUUAUAAAAAUAAAUAGUAGUUUAACAGAAAUUAAAAGAUAAUAAUUAAAAAGAAAUUCUUCCUCUAAGAGAUACAUUUGAGUCGAAAUGUUUCAAUUUCGCAAAAAAGCGUGUAUCAAAAACUUGAGUGUAAUUAUUAUGCCACGAAUCAAAAAUUCGAAUAUUUUUUUUCAACUUUUAGAAAUGUAAUUCUAUUUUUAUAAAAUUGUCUUAAUUGGAAAUUAUGAAUCUCUCAAUUCAUAAAACAAUUAAACUCUCCGGUUAAAUUAAACGUUCUUCAAUUGAAUUAACACGUGCCUGUGAUUCCUGUAACAUAAUAUAGUAUAUAAUGUAAUCAUUUUGAAUUAAAAAUAUGUUUUAAAACGA